AUGAACAAAUAUCGUACUCUGCAGCAGCUUGGAGAUGGCUCGUUUGGCUCUGUAAUCCAAGCAGAGAACUUGGAAUCUGGAGAAACUGUUGCCAUCAAAAAGAUGAAGAAGAAUUAUUAUCGUUGGGACGAAUGUCUGAGCCUUCGUGAAGUCAAGUCACUCAAAAAACUCAACAAUCAUGUCAAUAUCAUUCGAUUGAAAGAGGUUUUAAGAGAACAUGACAAGCUGUACUUUGUAUUUGAAUAUGCUGAUGGAAAUCUGUACCAAAAAAUGAGAAAUCAAAAUGGAGUACUAUUUACAGAAAGUACCGUAAAGGCAUACACAUUUCAAGUAUUGCAUGGACUCGCAUACAUGCACAAGCACGGAUUUUUCCAUCGAGACAUGAAACCUGAAAACUUAUUGCUGGUUGGAGACAUUGUUAAAAUUGCCGAUUUCGGACUUGCCCGAGAGACUCGCAGUUUGCCGCCUUAUACAGAGUACGUGUCGACAAGAUGGUAUCGCGCACCUGAAGUAUUGCUACGAUCUACACACUAUUCUUCACCUAUAGAUAUAUGGGCAGUUGGCGCUAUUAUGGCAGAGCUUUUUACAUUGAAACCCUUAUUUCCAGGAGCAUCAGAAAUUGAUGAGAUAUUUAGAGUAUGUUCCAUUUGUGGCACACCAACAGCAGAAUCGGGAUUGCGACUUGCUGCAAAUAUGUCGUUCAAAUUUCCAACACUUCCUGCAAUUCCAUUUGCAGAAUGCGUUCCCAAUGCACCCGAUUAUGCGUUGCAAAUAAUGACAGAUAUGCUGCGGUAUGAUCCACAUCGACGACCCACUGCUCAAGAAGCAUUGCAGCAUGUAUGGUUU
Batrachochytrium dendrobatidis JAM81 is the source of this 846-nucleotide messenger RNA. RefSeq lists its product as uncharacterized. The record is from RefSeq and is a predicted model, not a curated record. Lineage: Eukaryota; Fungi; Chytridiomycota; Chytridiomycetes; Rhizophydiales. Gene Ontology annotation, biological process: intracellular signal transduction; protein phosphorylation. The transcript is spliced from 6 exons. Gene Ontology annotation, molecular function: ATP binding; protein serine/threonine kinase activity. The annotation marks the transcript as partial. Gene Ontology annotation, cellular component: cytoplasm; nucleus.